Molecule: messenger RNA, 246 nt
Organism: Dibothriocephalus latus
Lineage: Eukaryota; Metazoa; Platyhelminthes; Cestoda; Diphyllobothriidea; Diphyllobothriidae
Source: the annotation of a GenBank genome assembly
AUGCCUAGCCGACCACCGACUACGACAUCGCCAAGUCUGGAGGAGCCACCAUCUGUUCUGCUUUCCUGUCCAACCACCGAGAUGACCAUCACCUUUAAAGCCGGAUCGUCUCCAGCGCAAGCUCAGCUACGGCAGGUAACACCGCGUCCUGAUGGCUCCGUCCGACACUCGGAUUCCUCCUACACCGUGUCGCAGACCACUACCGCCACGGCUGCUCGAACAUCCAGUUCUGUUUCUUCGAGGUAA